Molecule: messenger RNA, 719 nt
Organism: Closterium sp. NIES-67
Lineage: Eukaryota; Viridiplantae; Streptophyta; Zygnematophyceae; Desmidiales; Closteriaceae
Source: the annotation of a GenBank genome assembly
GAUUGCACCCAACCGUUGACCCAGGGCAGUGUUCUUCAGCUGAAUGGAACUCCCACCACACCCUGCACUGCCUUCUUCUACUCCCUCAAUGGGGACAGCUGUUCGUCCAUCAGCGAGAAGCUCAAAUUUGAUGUGAGCCGCCUUACCAGUCUCAACCCCGGCCUUGACUGCUCCCAAGUCGUCAAGGCGGGCCGCUCGGUGUGUGUCGAGCGCGAUGCUGCCUUGGCCUACACGGUUCCCGUGUGCACGUCAUCCGGCGUGCUGACACGUGAAGACACGUGCGACCGGCUGCUUCGGCGGACCACCACGGCUGAGCUGUACCGCAACAACCCCGGCCUCACCUGCUCCCCCAACAUCCCUCGCUCUGCCUCUGCUGUUGGCAGCAAGAUGGGCAAAGAGGUUUGCCUGAGUGCGACGUAUUGGCCAUUCAAAGAGGGCCUUUGCACAAAGGGAAGGAUGAAGAACGUCAAACCAUCACUGGCGUGUUCAGCUGCUUACCGCUUCUACGAUGGGUCAAUCGCAAAAUUUGCUGACUACAAUCGUGGCAAACGCUGUUCUGAGAACAUCGGAUCCACCAAUUAUCUUUGUGUGCCUUGAUAACUUUUGGAUGGUUCCUAAGACAUCUCUAGACAUCUGUGAGCACUUGUUUUAUGCAUAACUCUAUGCUAGGUUUUCGUUCCUUCUUGAUAAGCCCCUAUGAGUGUUACCGUCAUCCCCCG